This is a messenger RNA of Populus euphratica (Euphrates poplar), 1548 nucleotides long. NCBI's taxonomy places the organism in Eukaryota, Viridiplantae, Streptophyta, Magnoliopsida, Malpighiales, Salicaceae. The record is from RefSeq and is a predicted model, not a curated record.
AUGGAGACACAGAGGGAUUAUUAUGGCGAAUCCAAAACCUAUAUCAAGGAACUAAGAGCCAGGUUCCAAGACCAGCCUGAAAAAUUGAGUAGCUUUUACAGGGUCAUGAAAGAUGUCAUGGCUCUAACAGAUGAGCUCUCAGGGAGAAUAGAAAACGUAUCUGAUGAUGUCUUGGCAAGAGUGAAGGAGAUUCUUGAAGGUCAUUGUGACCUGAUACGUGGGUUCAACUUGUUUUUGCCGCCCUCGCGUCGAUUUAGCCUUGAUGAUGAUGAAGAUGAGACAGUAGAGGUAGAGGAUAAGGAUAAGGAGGAAGCUGCGGCUGUUUCGGCAGAGAAAACAAUGCUGUUACAGAAUUUUAUAGACAAGCAGAGGAUGCGUGGCGGAAAGGUCUGGGAUGAUGAUGUGAAGGUUUUAAGACAGUUAAAGGACAGGAGGGAUCUCUAUAAAGUUAUUGUCCCGCUGUGCGGAGACGAUACUGAUUUACUAGAGGGUUUUUAUAGAUUCGUGAGAGCUUCCGAAAAAACUUCAGGAGCAUCUCGUGACCCAAACUCUCAAGAUAAAGAUGUGAACAACGGCAGAGAAGUCACAAUUCAGACUGGCGAGCAGCAGCAGGAGCAGCAUGAAAAGAUUGAUCAGGUGGGUGUAGAGAAAGAUGAGGAAAGAAAUAUUGUCAAGAAGGCAGGAAGAUACGCAGAGAAAGCAUAUGACAGGGUGGUCAUAAAAAAGCUCCGGCAGGAUGGACUCUGCUUGUUCGAGAAGGUUCGGAAGAGGCUAUCAUGUGAGAACAGCUAUUAUAAAUUCUUAAAGUUGAUUUUCUAUUAUACUAAUCGAAUGAUUCAAAAGGAUGAAUGGAAAGAAAGGAUAGCUGCUGUGAUUGGAAAGCAUCCUGAUCUCAUGGAUGAGUUCCAGCGUUAUGUUACAGACUCUGAGAAUGUUCAUGUAUCCAGGAAACAAGAUGAGGAAGAGGAUGAAGAGCAGAAGAUUGAAACAAGGGGAUGCAAACAAAGGGACAAAAAGAAUGGGAAGUAUCUGUAUAAGUCAAAUCGAGAACUUGAUCUCUCUCAGUGCAAAAGGUGUACCCCUAGUUAUCUGUAUCUUCCAAAAGACUAUCGUGAUCCUCCUAAACACAAUAGAAUGCAGCCCGAACUGCAGGAGUUGAAUGAUCGAUUUUUGCUGGUGCCUCCAGGAACUGAGGACUUCUUCUCCAGGAACAUCGACGAGAACGAGGAAAUCUUGUUUGAAUGUGAAGAUAAUAGACAUGAGAUGGACAUGCUAAUUGGUUGGUUUAGUUCAGCUGUUGAGUACGCAGAUGAAUUGGAAAAAGGCAUCCCUCGUGACAAAUUCAAAAAAGGGAAUCGGAAUAUCUUUUUAAGAUGUCUCGAACGUUUAUAUGAUGAUCAGGGUCUUGAUUUACUCCACAAAUUCAACGAAGAUCCUCAACGUGCACUGCCUGUUCUAAAAGUUCGUUUGGAGCAAAAACUGAAGGAGCUGAAUGAUUAUCAUGAUAAACUUCGAGAAAAUUGGCGCAAUGUAUAUGCUAGAAAUUAG